This is a messenger RNA of Aspergillus nidulans FGSC A4, 1661 nucleotides long. RefSeq names its product proteasome regulatory particle lid subunit RPN7. The record is from RefSeq and is a predicted model, not a curated record. The transcript has 3 exons. The coding region runs from base 115 to 1569 and encodes 484 amino acids. Gene Ontology annotation, cellular component: nucleus; proteasome regulatory particle, lid subcomplex; proteasome complex. Gene Ontology annotation, biological process: proteasome-mediated ubiquitin-dependent protein catabolic process. Gene Ontology annotation, molecular function: structural molecule activity. Lineage: Eukaryota; Fungi; Ascomycota; Eurotiomycetes; Eurotiales; Aspergillaceae.
CAUGCACGCGGCUUCCUGACCCCAUUCGGAUUUCCUACCACCUUCAUCCCACUCACUAUUGACAUACAAUCAGUUGAUUUGAUAUCUUGAGUUUUCCAAUUCUCCUUCGCCGACAUGGGGUCCGAUCCUCAGUAUAUCAAGUUCCCCGACCUCUCUCUCGCCCAACAUGUCUUCAACCUUUCGAAUCCUGCAUGCCCCCAGACGCUGCGGCAAUCUUCUCAGAAGAAGCUUCAAGAAGCAAUAACUGAGAAGAAAAUGGCCCCCUUCUACCGACACCUUGCCCACCCCGUCGAAGGCAUUCUGAACCACUCGAGUGAGGGCGCCUCCCAGCCACCGUCAUCAAGUGCUGUCAAGCCGCUCAGCACUCUAGCAUCGCGGAGAUUGUCGCAGAAAAUAGAUUUUCCCUGGGAUGAAGCUCUGUAUCAAUCACUCGUUGAAGACAAUCGGAAGGAGUUAGCGGAGUUCCAGAAGGAAGAAGACGAAGCGGAGGAAGCUGCCGGUGACACCGAGGUGCAGGCCGCGCGAGGGAAACGUGCGGAGUUCUGGGCGCGGGUAGGAGAUAAGGACAAAGCGAUUGAGUCCCACGAAACGCUCCUAGAGAAGACGACGUUCCUGGGAUCCAAGAUCGAUCUAGUGCUCGCGAUGAUUCGAAUUGGACUCUUCUUCGGUGACACUUUAUACGUGAAGAAAAACAUUGAACGGGCGGAAGGAUUGAUUGAAAGUGGUGGUGAUUGGGAUAGGAGAAACCGUCUAAAGGCAUACAAGGGCUUACACCUGCUCACGGUCCGGUCCUACAGCGCUGCCGCUCCUUUACUUCUUGACAGCCUGUCUACAUUCACCAGCUAUGAACUAUGCAGCUACUCCGCUCUUGUCAUCUACGCAGUGCUUGCAGGCUCCCUGUCCCUGAAGCGGGUCGACUUCAAGGCCAAGGUGGUGGAUGCUCCCGAGAUCAAGGCGAUCCUCGGAUCGGGCGAGGACCGUCUCGCCGCGCUGACCGGCGAGAUCUCCUCUGGGCCUGGAGCUCAAGAUGAAGAGAUGAAAGAUGCUUCUUCGUCAGGCGCUACCACCGCCGUCAACCUUACUGCCUUUGGCGGCAACACCGGCAUUCAGGCGGAGGCUGAGAACCCUAUCGACUUCACACCUCUUUCCAACCUGGUUAGCAGCUUAUACAACGGCAACUACCGGACUUUCUUCCUAGCUCUCGCUGCCGUGGAGGACCAUUUCUUGACCCAAGACAGAUACUUGUAUGAGCAUCGGGCCUGGUUCGUGCGUGAAAUGAGGCUCAGAGCCUACCAGCAACUCCUCCAGAGUUACCGGGUUGUGGGGUUGAACAGCAUGGCCAAUGAUUUCGGCGUUACGGUUGACUAUUUGGAUCGGGAUCUUGCCAGGUUCAUUUCGAACAACCGAAUCGCAUGCACGAUCGAUCGCGUCAAUGGAAUUAUCGAGACGAACAGGCCGGAUGACAAGAACAAGCAGUACGCGGAUGUGGUCAAACACGGGGAUGCGUUAAUCACGAAACUCCAGAAAUACGGUCAAGCAGUGCGCCUGAGGGGAAGCGAGCGCAGCUAGAUAGAUAGAUUAAGGAACGAUGAAUGAUGAAGGAGUGUACCCUCCUUGUUGCAUCACGGCGUCGCCUGCUUUGGGACCGAGCCAUUGAGCCG